AAUCAGCGAGCAAAAUUUCAUUUAGUGCCCGGAUAGGAGGAAAAAUGUUGAAAGUAGCGAGUACUUUGAGAUUAGUUUCAAAUAAGGGCAAUCAUGUCCGGGCCUUGGCAACUGCUGUAGGCUACAAGGAAGCCCUUGUAAACGUUCCUCCGACUCAACUUACAUUACUCGACAAUGGUAUCCGCGUUGCUUCAGAAGAUUCUGGCGCUGCUACAGCUACAGUGGGCCUGUGGAUUGACGCUGGAUCAAGGUACGAAACAUCUAAAAACAAUGGUGUUGCGCACUUCUUAGAACACAUGGCCUUUAAGGGUACCAGCAAAAGGUCGCAGACUGAUUUAGAGCUGCUGGUAGAGAAUAUGGGUGCUCAUCUGAAUGCGUAUACCUCUAGGGAGCAGACUGUAUUUUAUGCGAAAUGCCUCGCCAACGAUGUUCCCGUAGCCGUUGAAAUUCUCGCUGAUAUCAUUCAAAACUCAUCCCUCGCUGAACCCGAAAUCGAACGAGAACGUGGCGUUAUCCUUCGUGAAAUGCAAGAUGUCGAAAGUAACUUGCAAGAAGUAGUAUUUGACCACCUCCAUGCCACUGCUUUCCAAGGUACCCCAUUAGGACAGACUAUUCUUGGACCAACCAAAAACAUCAAGAAGAUUUCAAAGGCUGACCUCCAGCAAUACAUCAAAACUCAUUAUCAGCCAAGUAGGAUUGUACUCUCUGGAGCUGGUGGUAUUGAACACAGCAAACUUGUGGAUCUUGCUAACAAGCACUUGGGUGGCUUGAAGAACACUGCCUUAGAUGUACCUGAGUUGGCUCCCUGCCGUUACACUGGCUCUGAAAUCCGUGUCAGAGAUGACUCAAUGCCACUAGCACAUAUUGCUAUCGCUGUUGAAGGUGCUGGCUGGACAGAUGCUGAUAACAUUCCUCUAAUGGUGGCCAACACUCUUAUUGGAGCUUGGGAUAGGUCUCAAGGAGGUGGCACUAACAAUGCUUCCUUCCUUGCUAGGGCUGCUUCCUGUGAAAACCUAUGUCACAGCUUCCAGUCAUUCAACACUUGUUAUAAAGACACUGGCCUGUGGGGUAUUUACUUUGUUUCCGAACCAAUGCAAAUUGAUGAUAUGGUAUUCAAUAUUCAAAGAGAAUGGAUGAAAUUAUGUACAACUGUAACUGAGGGAGAAGUUGAAAGGGCUAAGAACCUCCUCAAGACAAACAUGCUUCUCCAGUUGGAUGGAACUACACCUGUGUGUGAGGACAUUGGCCGUCAAAUUCUAUGCUAUAACAGACGUAUCCCCAUCCACGAACUCGAUGCACGUAUCAAUGCAGUCUCAGUACAGAAUGUCCGCGACGUCUGUUACAAAUAUCUCUUUGACCGCUGCCCAGCUGUUGCUGCUGUUGGUCCUACAGAAGCUCUACCAGACUACACUAGGAUUCGUGGUGGAAUGUACUGGCUCAGAGUUUAAACUCAUAGUGUAUUCGUAUUAUAGUAAAUUCAAAAUCAGUUAAGAUCAUUAAAACUCUCUCCCAAA
Messenger RNA from Melitaea cinxia (Glanville fritillary), 1514 nucleotides. RefSeq names its product mitochondrial-processing peptidase subunit beta (gene UQCR-C1). Gene Ontology annotation, cellular component: mitochondrion. Lineage: Eukaryota; Metazoa; Arthropoda; Insecta; Lepidoptera; Nymphalidae. Bases 45 to 1448 code for a protein of 467 amino acids. The transcript has a single exon. The record is from RefSeq and is a predicted model, not a curated record. Gene Ontology annotation, molecular function: metal ion binding; metalloendopeptidase activity.